AUUACACCCGAACAAUUCACCUUCGGCCAACCUCGGGUUUAUUUAUUAAUAUUUCUGUGUUUAUUUUAAUGUAGCUAUACUAACCUAACUAACCAUCCAAAUGGUUUUAAAGUGUUUUAAUGUAGCUAACCUAUCCGACCACUUUUAAUAUUUCAAUUCAUUUUUCCUGCGCAAAAAUAAAUAAAUCCCGAGGUUGGCCGAAGGUGAAUAUUCGGGUGUAAUCGGGAAUGGCAGAACUUUAUGUGGAUCUUAGGACUCUCACGUGAACGAAUACAUCAUGUAAAAAGAAACUUACGGAAGAAACGGAAACAUUGUUUGGCCCAAGUAAAUGUUAACAGAAGCUUCAAUCUCACACCAAAAGCCAAAUACAUGUAUAAUGCAGUAAAGAAACUUAAAAGAAAAUCAGAAAAAAUAUCAAAAAAAUGCCUGACAUUUAAAAGGAGGUUAGCUGAUGCUGAAAAAUUUGCACACUCAAAAUUGUUUGAAAAACUUGCCCCUCAAAUGAAAGAAACCACAAAAGCUUUCAUCACCUCACAGUUCCGAAACCAUGCUAGAGACCCACAUGGCUAUAGGUUCAGCCUCACUGAUAAGCUACUGGCUCUCUCCCUUUUUAAGCAAAGUGGGAAAGGUUACAAACUUAUUUCGAAGAUAUUUGUGUUACCUUCCAGGAAUUCACUGAAGGGUCAGUCCAUAUCAAGUGGUCCAGCUCUGGUUGCUCGACUAUUUUUAAAAAAAUUCAUAAUUUGAGCCUUGUUAACAUUAUGUAUUGACAGUUUAAAACUGACACAGUUAAAUUUUUAUUCUCACUAGUUUGAUUAUGGCAGCCAUUUUUUUGUCAUGGGGCGCGACAAUUUUUACAUUUACAAGGGUUCAGCUACAUUGCUAUAUCUUGGCUCUGGUAGGCCAUAUCAUGAUGAAACAAAAUCUGAGGGGUUAAGCACAUUUUAAGCUACAAUUCUGAUGACAAACCAUUUUUUUAACAUCACUCAAUCUUGCCAACUUUAAAGGUUGAACUUGUGCCUUAGAAUUGCAAAAAAUUUGCAUUUUCAUAAAUUUUUUUAAGAGUGAAGGCAGUAUCUGUUGGGCUUCAAAAUAUUUAUGGAUGUGCUUAUGUAAUAGUAGAGUAAAUACAAAUUAUUUGGAGUGUGAGACUUCAAUACUUUUUUUUUUACAAUUUUGUAAAAACCAGUUUUUUCAGAUUUUUGCUUACUUUACGGCUUAAUAUCUCUGGUGGGCAGUUAUCUAAAAAUCUUAAAUUUACACACAAUUAAGUACUCCAUGGUACAUAACUCCUGUAAAAAUUUAGACUUUGAGAUUCAACUGGUUCGGUAGUUACAGCCUUGCCAAACUUGUGUAAAAUUGCAUUUUUUUUGCAACAAUGAAACUAUAAUAAAUUCUAAUUAUAUUUUUAAAAAUCUUAAUACCCUAAAAUUGGCAUUUACUAUGCAAUUGAAAAGAGUUCUCCGACUAAGAACAUUAAAAAAUAUGCCUGAGAUGUUUACCACUGUUUGGAGUGUGCAGGUCUUAACAGGCACGGACUUGCUCUAGUAUGGUCUGGUAUUUGUUCCAUCCUGUUAGUCUGCCAGCAGCUCUGGUAUAGGAAAGGUGGUUUGUGUUUCCAUGAAGGUUUUUUGUUUUUCGGUAUGGAGAAAGAGUGUUCAGUAGGACAUUUAACAAAUGAACAAUGCCACAAAUGUGUUUAUGGUUCAGUGCAACAGGAAUUGAAGAAAAUCUGUGUGUUUAGUUUAGAACAGCAACAGCUAAUAUUUACCAGAGUUUCUAGUGAUGUUAAGUCUGUAUAUAAGUACCAUGAGAUUAAGUAUCUUAUUAAAUAUCACCAUAUAUUUGGCCGGUAUUGCAGUGAUCCUUUACAAAUACAUAAAAAGGCAAUCACAAAAGGACUUAGGGAAAUACUUCCUGAACACAUGUAUAAAAAAACAAACUACAAUUUACUGCUUGUCCCUGGUAAGUCCUUGUGUCCUACAUGCUACAAAAAAAUAUUUGUGACAGCAAAUGAUGGAACAGGGGACACAUGUGAUUCAGACUUUAUUACAGAGAUUGAAAAGUUGGGAAAAGUAGACAAUGUAUGUACUCAAUUAGGGGUUUCGCCAGCAUCUAAAAUAAGGAAAUUGGGUUUAGAUAAAAGACCACAAGCAAUAGCUGACAAGAUCAGUAAAGUUUCAAAUGUUUUGAAAAGAAAUCUUGAGGAAUCUUUUGAUGAAGUGAUGGAAAACAGAGAAGCAAGUGAAGAGUCUGUAGAAGAGUUUGACGAAUUAAUCAAGAAACUGAAGGAUAAAUGUGCUGUUGCAGGAAAAGAAAUGAAAGUGAAAAUAAUUAGUUUACUUCCAAAUUCAUGGAGUCGACUAAGAAUAACUCAAGAGUUCAAUGUAUCUGAUCGUUUGGUAAAACUGACAAGAGACCUAGUGAAAGAUCAGGGCAUUCUACCAGAGUUGGGAAAGAAAAAGGGUUUUGGCAUUCAAUCAGAGGUGGUUACUACAGUCCGUGAAUUCUAUGAAAGUGAUGAAUACAGUCGUCUUUGUCCCGGAAAAAAAGACUGUUUAUCGGUAAAAAUAAAUAACAUGAAAUGUCAAAAGCAGAAGAGGCUGGUGCUUUGCAAUUUGAAUGAAUUGUUUGUGGAAUUUAAAUCUAAACAUCCAGACUGUAGAAUUGGAAGAUCAAAAUUCAUUGAACUCAGACCUAAGUGGUGUGUCACAGCCGGAUCAUCGGGAACACACAAUGUUUGUGUUUGUACUUAUCAUCAGAAUGUUAAGCUAAUGGUUGAUGGUGCAAAGCUUAUGAAAGAUUACAAAGACCUACUUGCUAUACUCGUUUGUGAUAUGAGUAGUUACGAGUGUAUGAUGGGCAAAUGUGUUAAAUGUCCAGGAAGUGAAGCCCUAGUAUCUCUGUUUGAUGAAUUUGAAGAAAGUGAUGCCAUCCCAGACAACAUAAUUUUUCAACAAUGGACCACAACAGAUAGAGCUGAAAUGAUAACUGUUAUUCAGCCAAAAGAAGAAUUCUUUCUGUCCCUUAUUGAAAAACUUGAUUCACUUAAAACUCAUAAUUUUAUAUCAAAGAUUCAAAGUCAGCAUUUGAGAGAGAAGAAGGAGAAACUUAACGAAACAGAGUGCAUUGUUCUUGCAGACUUCGCAGAAAACUUUACAUUUGUUAUCCAAGACGAGAUUCAGAGCUACCACUGGGUAAAUCGCCAAGCAACUGUUCAUCCUUUUGUGUAUUAUUACAAAGAAAACGAUAAACUUCUAACCCAAUGUGUUUGUGUAAUCAGUGAUCAUUUGGACCAUAACACAACAACAGUGCAUACAUUUCAAUCUCAUCUUAUGAAACACUUAAAAGACACUGUUCCUUCGGUUCAACAUAUAAUUUACUUCUCAGAUGGAUCAUCAAGUCAGUACAAAAAUAAGAAAAAUUUAAUUAAUGUCUGUCACCACAAGAAUGAUUUCGGUCUUAGUGCUGAGUGGAAUUUCUUCGCAACAUCACAUGGAAAAAAUGCAUGUGAUGGUGUUGGAGGAACAACAAAAAGGGAAGUAACAAAGGCAAGUCUUCAAAGAACAGUCAAGGAUCACAUUCUUUCCCCUGAAGAUAUGUAUAUGUACUGUACACAGACUAUUAAAGGUAUGUUAAAGAAGAGGAAAUUACCGCUCGACAAGAAGAGUUGAAACCUAGGUUCGACAACUGCCAACGGCUCCCUGGAACACGAAAAUUUCACCGCUUUGUUCCUCUCACCGAGAUUAUAAUGAGAUGCUAUGCAACGUCCAAAUCAGAAGAGUAUGAGGAUCUUCCAGUUUCAACCAAGUCCAUCCCCAUGAAUCUUCGGAACAAUGACAUUAUCGCCUGUGUGUAUGACGAACAGUGGUGGCUAGGAGUCAUUGAAGAAGUUAAUUUUGUGAACAAUGAUAUUUACGUAAAAUUUUACAACCCAGCUGGACCUAGAACAUCAUUUAAGAUGUCAUGUGCAGACAGAGUGUGGGUGCCGCUUAAGAAUGUGUUGAGGAAGCUCAGUCCAUCAGAGCUAUCCACAGCAACUGGACGUUCACACAACAUUUCAGCAUCAUUAUCUGAAGAAAUUUCAAUGCUGUUUAACAAACAUAAGAAAUAAGGUACAAAUUAAAAUCGUAAAUCAUUUGUCUGUUUAAAAAUGUGAAUCAUUUGUCUGUUUAAAAAUGUGAUAUAGAAUGACUGUUAUAAUUAAUAUUUUUGUGCAUAGUAUACAUGUGUUUUGGCAACAAACUUUAGUGUAAUACUUUUUAUGACUUAGUACAGCACUUACAGCAUAUAUAUAAAAUAAUUAAGAACGUAUAUAAAAUUACUAGGGUUGCUUUUAUUUAUGCAAAUAAAUAAAAAAAAUUAUGAGUUUGGCAAGGCUGUAACUUCCGAACCAGUUGAAUCUCAAAGUCUAAAUUUUUACAGGAGUUAUGUACCAUGGAGUACUUAAUUUUGUGUAAAUUUAAGAUUUUUAGAUAACUGCCCACCAGAGAUAUUAAGCCGUAAAGUAAGCAAAAAUCUGAAAAAACUGGUUAUCCAUAAAUAUUUUGAAGCCCAACAGAUACUGCCUUCACUCUUAAAAAAAUUUAUGAAAAUGCAAAUUUUUGCAAUUCUAAGGCACAAGUUCAACCUUUAAAGUUGGCAAGAUUGAUUGAUUUUAAAAAAAUGGUUUGUCAUCAGAAUUGUAGCUUAAAAUGUGCUUAACCCCUCAGAUUCUGUUUCAUCAUGAUAUGGCCUACCAGAGCCAAGAUAUAGCAAUGUAGCUGAACCCUUGUAAAUGUAAAAAUUGUCGCGCCCCAUGACAAAAAAUGGCUGCCAUAAUCAAACUAAUGAGAAUAAAAAAUUAACUGUGUCAGUUUUAAAUUGUCAAUACAUAAUGUUAACAAGGCUCAAAAUAUCAAUUUUUUUAAAAUUGAUGAAGCUUCCAAUAAAUUUUUUUUUGGACCACUUCAUAUGGAUUGACCCUGAAAUCAUUGCUGAAAAAAAUUCCCUUUGAAACAGGAAUUAACACAAAAGUGUUUCAACAGCUUGCAAGGACAGUCUCCAAAAUGAAUAAACUGGACAAAUAUUGCAUGUUAGUAUUCGAUGAGAUGGCCAUUUCUCCAGGAUUGUUGUAUAAUUCGAAAGACUACAUCGAUGGGUUUGAAGACUUGGGCAAAGGGCAAAGGAAGGCGGUUUUUGCAGAUCAUGCCUUAGUAUUCAUGGUUCGUGGAUUGUCCAGGAAAUGGAAACAGCCAAUCGCAUUCACAUUAGUGCAAGGAGCCACAAAAACUGUUGAUUUAGUGCGAUUAAUCAAAAGUAUUACAAAGUUGUUGAUUAAUACUGGUCUUCAUGUUAUGGCAACAGUAUGUGACCAGGGUACUGCAAAUGUUGCAGCUAUAAAUUAUUUAAUUAAAGAUACUGAACGGGAAUACCUGAGACAAGGAAAGGAGAAGAUGUUUCCAGGGUUUGUGAUUGAGGGCCAGGAAAUAAUUCCAAUUUUUGACCCCCCUCACCUUUUGAAAGGAAUGCGGAACAACUUAUUGGUAAAGAACUUGGUAUUUGAAGAUGAUGGUAAAAAAAAAAUUGCAAAAUGGGAACAUAUUUUGCAGUUCUAUAACAUAGAUUAUGCAAAUGGAGAUGAGUAUUUAAAGAUGUGUCCAAAAUUGAGUGAUGAACAUGUCAUACCAGACAAAAUCAAGAAAAUGCAAGUGAAAUGUUGCACUCAAGUGUUCAGCCAGAGAGUGUCAUCGAUAAUGAGGAAACUUGCUCAGUGGUCAAGGCAGAUACCACUAAACUCCACCAAAGAAGGAGGUAUCAGUUUUGAUAGAAGCGGUACCUGCGCUAGUACUUCAGCACCUAAUGUUGAUCAUAUUCAAAAUGGCAAUUAUGUGUGUGUGUGGAGUGAAGAUCCCGUCAUGGCCGCAAGAGUACUGGAACUCAUCAGACGAUGCCUGCAUCCUUGGCCAUGCCGUGGAACACAGACUCCUUGUUCUGGAGCAAGGCAUCAGGGGAGUCGUACUCUAUCACUCGGCCAUCAUCAAGGACAAUCACCCUGAAACACACAACAUAGCAAGUAUAGUCAUUCCAUGCUUUCUCUGCAGGGAAAUAAGUUUCAUCCACACAUUAAAAAAAUCAAGCUAAAACCUUGAGAAUAUAUUCUUCACAACCUUCUGAACAACUCCCUAAAAUUUCCAAAUAAUCCCACAUCUGUAUUUCCAACACUUUGAAAAAUAAGUUUACUAUUUAGAAUUUUAAGAAAAAUUUAUUUAAAUAUUAUAGUUUGUACACUAUUUGCUAUAGAAAUUUUACAAAAAUUUAUACAAAAGAGAAUCAGCCCUCUAACAUACUCAACAAAAAAAUGCCUAUCCAUAGUGUUUACAUUAAUGUAAACCAUGUUUGUAUCAAAACAUAUCUGAAACUAGUCAUACGACAUUGUAAAACACAUCAGAAACAAAUGUAAUAUAUAAAAAAACUGGGUAUGUCAUAGGUAUUUAAAACUACAAACAAAUUUAUAAAAAAAAUUUUUUUUCAAUAUCUCACAUGUACAAUUUUUUUUAGUGUUGAUGUUUGGCAGAUUAAAUGUUCUUUGCUUUGUGCAUAGCAAAAUAAAAGUGAUACACUCUU
Molecule: messenger RNA, 6606 nt
Organism: Bacillus rossius redtenbacheri
Lineage: Eukaryota; Metazoa; Arthropoda; Insecta; Phasmatodea; Bacillidae
Exons: 4
Coding region: 1644-3674 (676 amino acids)
Source: RefSeq, a predicted model, not a curated record